Messenger RNA from Capsaspora owczarzaki ATCC 30864, 2383 nucleotides. RefSeq lists its product as hypothetical. Lineage: Eukaryota; Filasterea; Ministeriida; Capsasporidae. Gene Ontology annotation, cellular component: membrane. The transcript has 6 exons. Gene Ontology annotation, molecular function: ABC-type transporter activity; ATP hydrolysis activity; ATP binding. Bases 77 to 2263 code for a protein of 728 amino acids. The record is from RefSeq and is a predicted model, not a curated record.
CCCGAACGUGCGGCUGUCGUGAUUGCCUCAGUCUCGCUUUUUCCUUCUCUUUUUCCUUCUAUUCUUUCAUUCAGUCAUGGCAGCAGAUCGAAGCGACUCGAGCGUGGCCAUUCUGGUGACAGACAUGGACUCUGACCCACAGCUCUCCUUCAACGACAAUGCAGCAGCAGCAGCAAUGCUCCGCGUGCAACAGGAGCGCGCGAACGGCGCUGACGAGUUCCGCCGGUCGUUUGAGCUGGCCACACGCCCCACGCCAGGCGAGGAGCUGGUCAUCCCGUUCCAACCGGACGACGACGACGACGACGACGACGAGGAGGAGGACGACAGCGAAGCCAACAAACCUGCCAAUGCUGCCGGCAGUGGCAAUGGAGCCGCCACAAACCACCUGCAGCUCGGACACCUGGGCGUCCGUGAGGAGAUUCGCAAGUCGUCAGCCAACCCUUUUGCGCUGUCAUGGAACCGCUUGACAUACUCUGUCACUGAAGUGCGCAAGAAGGAAAAGAUUGUCAAGGAAAUUCUCAAGGAGCAAACUGGCGCUGUGAUGCCUGGCCAGAUGAUUGCCAUCAUGGGUACUUCCGGUGCUGGCAAAACGACCCUGCUCAACGUACUCGCGGGUCGCAACAUCACCGGACAGAUUGGCGGCUUCAUUGCCCUCAACGGACAUGCGCGCAACAAGAGCUUCCGUCGCCAAAGUGCCUAUGUCGAGCAGGACGAUCUCAUGUUCCCCAACCUGACGACCAAGGAGACGAUUACCUUUGCAGCGCUCUUGCGUAUGCCCUCCAAGUACACCACCCAGGACAAGAUCCAACGCGCCAUGGACUUGAUUCGCCAGCUCGGUUUGUCGCAAUGCGUCAACACGCGCAUCGGUGGUCCCGAGCGCAAGGGCGUCUCUGGCGGCGAGCGCAAGCGCAUUGCCAUCGCCGUCGAACUCAUUACCAAUCCCAAGCUGCUCUUCCUCGACGAGCCAACGAGUGGUCUCGACGCCUUCACUGCCUUCCACGUCAUGGAGACGGUGCGCGCAGUCGCGAAGGGAGGCCGAGCAGUCGUGUGCACCAUCCACCAGCCUCGGUACAACAUUUACGCCCUCUUUGACAAGCUGCUGCUGCUGUCGCAAGGCGCGCCCGUCUUUUACGGACCGGCCUUGGACGCUGUUUCGUACUUUAGCAAGCUGGGCUACGAGUGCCCGCCCUUGACCAACUGCUCGGACUUUUUCCUCGACAUUGUCACUGUCGACACGCGCAACACGGAGGCCGAAGAGGCGAGCCGCGAGCGUGUGGCCUUCUUCCACCAACAGUACGCAAAGUCGAACCUCGCGAUCGAGGCCACAGCGGAGGUUGACAAGCUUCUUGGUGGCUCCAAGUCCCAUCGAGUGGAUGCGGUCGAAGAGAGCCACAAGCACACUCAGUGGAAUCUUCCUUGGCUGAUGGAGUUCUUUGUGCUCUACCGACGUGCCACAAUGAACUUUCUGCGCGAGAAGCGUGUCACGAUUGCUGCACUUGUCCAGUCCCUGAUCAUGGCGUUCCUUGGUGGCUUUGUGUUCUUCCAAAUGGGCCAUGACCAGAAUGCCAUUCAAAACCGUCAAGGCGCGCUCUUCUUUGUCUUGAUCAACCAGGCGUUUGGUGGCAUGCUGGGUGUCGUCAUGAUGUUCCAAUCGGAAAAGAGUGUCUUUCUCCGCGAGCGCUCCAGCGGCGCGUAUCGCGUGAGUGCGUACUUCUUGGCAAAGUCUUUGGCUGAACUCCCCGUCCAGAUGGCCAUUCCAGUCAUCUACGCGACAAUCAUCUACUGGUUGAUGGGCUUGAACUCGAGUGCUGCAGCCUUCUUUACGUUCGUCGCGAACGUCGUGGCUGUCAUCAUCUGUGCGCAAUCGCUCGGUCUGGUCGUUUCUGCUGCCGCUCCCAGUCUCGCCGUUGCAAACGCCAUCGCGCCCAUCAUUACGAUUGCCUUCCUGCUCUUCAGCGGCUUGUACAUCAAUUUGGAUGACCUUUGGGCUGGAUUUACGUACACGUUCCAGAAGUUGAGUUUCCUCUACUGGGGCUAUCAAUCGCUGCUGCUGAACGAAUUCACCGACUCGACCUUCACUUGCAACCCGAAUAUCUCGUAUCGAUGCCUCGACACUGGCGACAAGAUUCUCACUACACUCGGUGUUGGAUCGACCUCAGUCUGGGAGAACUUUGGCAUCUUGAUCUUGCUCACCGUUGUCUAUCGCUUCUUUGCCUACCUCGCACUCCGCUUCCUGAAGAAGCCCAAGUUAAAGCUGGCAUAAGCGAGAGUUGUGAUGUUUUAGAUGCAAAGCUUGUGUUCUGUUUUUGUUUGUUUCAUUAGUUUUGUUUGAGUCUCAUUAAAAAAUGAGAAGAAGAAAAAGAAGAAGAAAAUGGUACACGAA